Messenger RNA from Drosophila willistoni, 2101 nucleotides. It is a transcript of the gene Traf6, whose product is annotated as TNF receptor-associated factor 6. Gene Ontology annotation, molecular function: protein binding. Bases 104 to 1510 code for a protein of 468 amino acids. The transcript has a single exon. The record is from RefSeq and is a predicted model, not a curated record. Gene Ontology annotation, biological process: positive regulation of JNK cascade; tumor necrosis factor-mediated signaling pathway; regulation of canonical NF-kappaB signal transduction. Lineage: Eukaryota; Metazoa; Arthropoda; Insecta; Diptera; Drosophilidae. Gene Ontology annotation, cellular component: plasma membrane signaling receptor complex.
UUGGCAACGCCAGACGACAGCUGAUGAGUAACUUACAAAAAAGCAAAACCUUAUACAAAAAAGUUGCAAGUGUAUACAUAUAGGCAUAUAUGACGUGCGCAAGAUGCAGCGAUCUCAUGCGGAGCAGAAAAAUAACGGAAAGCGUCAGCCCGGCAAUUGCAAUGUCCAUGCACAAGCCGAACAGCAGCAGCAGCAGCAACAACAUUCGCACAACAACAGCAACAGCAAUAGCAAUGCAUCGGCUUUGACGCCACCGAAAACAUUGGCAUUGAAUCAAAACAAUUAUCAUCCAGCUUCUUCCAUUCCAAUUGCAUCCUUGGAUACAUCAAAUGGUGAGCAUGACUGCGAAACAGAUGCCGAUUAUCCUGAUUCACGUUACGAGUGUGCCAUAUGCAUAGACUGGCUCAAUGAGCCAGUCCUCACAUCGUGUGGUCAUCGGUUUUGCAAGAGUUGCCUCAACGAUUGGCUUCAAAAUCACAAUCAAUGCUGUCCUCUCGAUAAUAAGCAUCUAUCCACUGAUCAAGACAUCUUUCCCGACAACUUUACACGCCGUGAAAUCGAGCAACUAAAGCACAAGUGCCCCAAUUCCCCCAUGGGCUGCUCUUUGAUAGCCUCGCCCAUUGAACUGAAUCGCCAUUUGCCAACAUGCCCGUACAGGCGCCAACAAAGCGAACAUCAUCACCAGGAUCUGGAAGUGGAUCAACAACAAAGGGAAAAGUGUCCAUUUGCUUCGAUAAAAUGUGAUUUUGUUGGCAGACCCGAAACAAAUCAAUUGGAGGAACAUCUAAAGCUCGACGUACCGCAUCACAUGCAACUGAUUCUAAAGGCUUUUCAACAAACCACAUUAGACUCUUGGCAGCCGCAUAAAUCGAAUUCAUCGACUUCCCCAAAUCCGCCACCACCGCCGGCCCAAUAUGCCAACGGUGUGGACGAGCAAAUCGUUCAGGCCAUGUAUCAGAGAAUCGUGAUACUAGAGCAACGUGCCCGAGAGUACGAGACACGCGUAGAGAAUCUCAACAAAGAGUUGCGCCUAUGCCGGCAACAACCGAUCGAUGCCCGCUAUAGCAAUGGCACAAUUAUCUGGCAAAUCGAGCAAUUAACUCCUCUUAUCACUCGCUUGCGAGCCAAUGCCAACAAUCAGGUCUAUUCCCAUGAGUGUUAUACCUCACCCUAUGGCUAUAAGUUUUGUGCUCGCUUAAAUAUUCAGCCACGAAAACCGCAUGUCUUGAGUUUGCAUGUCCAUUUGAUGCAAUCAGAGAAUGAUUUCCAUUUGGAUUGGCCCUUCAAGGGACGCAUUAAAUUAUGCAUGGUGCAUCCAGCUGAUAAGAGCCUAUCGCAACAUGAUACCAUUAUGACCAAGCCAGAGAUAUUGGCGUUUCAUCAGCCACGCGAGGCAAUUAGCACACGAGGAUUUGGUUUUCUCGAGUAUGCCAACAUAUCGAAUAUAAUGCAUUUGGGUUUUUGUGCCGAUGAUCGUUUACUGAUCAAAAUUGAAAUUAAUAUUGUGUGAAAAGCAAAAGGAUAAACCAACCAAUGGGAACAGACAAACACAAACAUAAAUAAUUCCAUAGUAGUAGAACAGAAAAUGAAACUUAGACUACAUAUACAUAUACAAAUAUUAAUACAACAAUUAGUUAUUAUAGUGUAGCGUAUAUUUUAUAUAGACUUACAGUAUAAACGAUAAUUAGUCACAACAUCACAUCGCCAAGCAAUACUUCUUAGAAUGGGUUAUACUACUCAAAUAUGUAUGUAUAUCCAUCUAUCUUUUGAAUAAGUUUCAUCUCUCACUCUGUUCUAUGCAUUCCAUUGAUCAAACUUUUUUUUUUGUUUUGUUUUAAUCUCUGAUUUAGCAUAUAUAAAUAUAUGUAUGUAGGUAGAAAUCUUACUAGACUUAUAAUAUCCAUACAGAUUAGGAGAUCUUUUAAAUGAGGCAUCUUGUACUUAAAAAUGAUUAUUUAACCAGUCAAUAAUAUUUGAUCGUUUUGAUAUCAAAUUGCAACCUCAAUACGUCCAUUAUUAGUGAGUAUUAUUUUAAAAUGUGUCCUUUUUUUUACGUUAUUUGCUUUUAUGUUUGUAGAAUAUACGAAAUAUAUACAUAUAU